Messenger RNA from Boeremia exigua, 2030 nucleotides. Its product is annotated as heterokaryon incompatibility protein-domain-containing protein. The coding region runs from base 235 to 1857 and encodes 540 amino acids. The record is from RefSeq and is a predicted model, not a curated record. Lineage: Eukaryota; Fungi; Ascomycota; Dothideomycetes; Pleosporales; Didymellaceae. The transcript has a single exon.
GAUGAUUGUUGCGUUGGCAAGGCUAUGCAUGCAGCGUCGCUAUUGGCUGACUCAAACGGGCAAGGCAGACGUCCAGAUCACCUGCACGUCUGACUGUUCGCGUCACGGUAUUGACAUGCACGUCGCCAGAGUCCAUGUACGCGUUUCCGUGAGAAUAUCGACGCGUCUUGAAUCCAGCAUACACUCCAACAGCCCUAUUGUGUGAAGGAACGCCUAGCUUGGAUUUUGUACGAGAUGACGAGCUCCAAAGACCGGUACGAACCUCGUACGCUGAUUCGGAGCAUUUCGCCUCCAGCAAAACGGCGACGGACGACUUCGAAGGACGACAUACGCGUAGAUACGCCAGAAGCUCUAGAACGAAAUCCGUGGGAACGAACCCCUCUGAGCCCCGAGCUUUCAGACAUUCGGGUCCUGAGAAUUCGUAAAGACAUAAGUAGCGCGGCCAUCAGGUGCGAGUUGUUGGUUGUGUCUUUGGAUGAUAAUCCCGACUUCGAAGUGCUCUCGUACGUUUGGGGGGAUUGCAGCAUCACCAAGUCGAUACAUGUUGAUGAGGUUCGGUUCAACGCUACAGUCAACCUGUUUGACUUCCUUAGCGCUCUGCGACUCGAGUCACAAGAUAGGAUCCUUUGGGCUGACGGCAUCUGCAUUGAUCAGAAAAAUGAAGAGGAGAAGAGCCAUCAGAUUGGCCUUAUGACAAGGAUAUAUCGCCAAGCAACAGAAGCACACGUGUGGUUUGGUCCAUUUGAUGCCCGGACUUGGUCUCAGGAAUUCGACAGUGACGAAAAGUACACUUCAGCGUCCAAAAUGACACCUGAAAAAUGGAAGCAGUACCAAAGGAAAGGCACAACUUCCCUCACAUAUCUUUUAAAGCAACCGGGCUUUACAUGUCUGGAACAGUUUGAGCUAGAAGAGUUCGCAGCUCGUUGUCGAGACGACAUCUUCCUGCAGACCUUAGCCAUGCUCGACGAGAUGGCCAAAGGCGAUCAUUUGUACACUUACCCUGUCGUCGCACUCACUCACUCCAGCGAAAAUGGCUCUCAACAUAUACUCAAUGCAUCCUGGCUUACAGUCAUGGAUUGCAUUCGCUGGCUCAUCACCCGUCCUUGGUGGUCUCGUGUUUGGACACUACAGGAGGCCGCGCUUCCGAGGGUUGAUCCAACAGUCCAUGCGCCACCAUACACAUUCCGGCUCUCGCGGCUGCUGAAUGGCGUCGAUUCAAUGUGGUAUCACAAUAACUCCAUUUGCUGCAAGUGGUUUGGACAGCCAAUCACGACAUCAAACCGCGAUGACCAUGAGUACGCAGCAGAGUACACACAGUGUCGUGCUGUGCAUGGCCAAAGAAGUAUUCUCGCAGAAGCCGAACAAGAAGGGCUCGGUGUGCCGCUCGACAUGGUUGUGGGCGCGACGCAAGGACGCAAGGCGACUGAGAUCCGAGAUCACUGGUUUGGUAUCUUCGGAUUUCUGCCAGAGAGAUGGCAGGAACAGUCGAAACUGUUUCCGGCUCAUUGCACCGUUACUGAGCUCUUUUCUCAGUGCUCCAAUUUGCUGUAUCUGGAAAGUGCGGACUUGACACAGCUUGACGCAGCUCGGCGGUGCAAAAAGAGUCUUGUUGAACGUCUCCCGUCUUGGGCAAUCGACCUGUCCGACCCUCGUGACGUUCAUGAGGAAGACCAUCGUUGGACGUUGUUUAACGCUUGCGGAAAGGCCACAUACAACCGCAAUACAGAGUGGCCCGAGUUAAGGAGCCCUGAACUCAACAUCAACGUGAUACAUGUCAGCAGCGUACAAGUAUGCUCUGCGAGUAUCCUACCAGCUCCACAUGGUCCCGAAGAUCUGCGAAUUCUUGUCAAUGACUGACUUACCUUGUAUCGUAAUAGCGCUUCGCCCUUCGAUGCUGAUGCGUUCUGGAGAGCGGCAUUCAUGGACAGAAACGUCCAAAAACAUUGGUUAUCGAGAAAGCGGGGCCCUCUAAGCUCAGUCCGAGUCAACGAGAUCAAGCAGUGGUGGGCAGCAUGGAACAGAACACGCGA